This is a messenger RNA of Hevea brasiliensis (rubber tree), 1169 nucleotides long. RefSeq lists its product as uncharacterized. NCBI's taxonomy places the organism in Eukaryota, Viridiplantae, Streptophyta, Magnoliopsida, Malpighiales, Euphorbiaceae. The record is from RefSeq and is a predicted model, not a curated record. The transcript has a single exon. The coding region runs from base 40 to 999 and encodes 319 amino acids.
AAGCCCCAUUAAGACCUCUAGGAAUUUGAACAUACAAAGAUGGGCAGUCUAAUAGGACAUGUAUUGCCAGGAAUUGCUUUCCUUGCACUAGGUUUAUGGCAUCUCUUUAAUCACAUCAAACUCUAUUCUCUACAUCCAAACUCCUACACAUCUUCUCCUUGGUUCCCCACCUCAAAACUAAGGUACUUGGAGCUUUUCUUGAUCAUGGCAGGAAGCUCUAUCUCCAUUUCCAUGGAGCUUUUCAUUGGUCCUCGCAGACAUCAACCCGUUGAUCCUGAUGGAACCAUACCCUCAAAUCAUCUCAAAAACUUUGAGCACUCUUCAAUUUCAAUGCUUUUCUUGGUUUAUGCAUCUUUUGCAAUAAUUCUUGACAGAUUUAAGCCUAAAGCUCAACUAGGUCUAACACAACUUCUUGGAGCAGUAGCCUUUGGGCAGCAACUUUUUCUCUUCCAUCUGCACUCAACAGAUCACAAGGGUCUUGAAGGGCAAUACCGUUUGCUUCUCCAGUUUAUUAUAGUUGUUUCUGUAACUACUACGCUUAUGGGAAUCGGCCUUCCUAGGAGUUUCUUAGUUAGCUUUGUGAGAUCUGUUAGUAUUUUUUUUCAAGGAGUUUGGUUCAUAGUGAUGGGCUAUAUGCUGUGGACACCUGAAUUUUUACCUAAAGGUUGUGCACUUUACAACGAUGAUGAUCACCUUGUGAUUAGAUGUGACAGCCAAGAAGCAUUACAUCGAGGGAAAUCAUUAGUAAACAUUCAAUUCAGCUGGUUCCUAAUUGGGAUUGCGAUUUUUGCAAUUUCCUUUUAUCUGAGUCUGUUUGAAAGACUUGGCAAAAGGGUGCAGUACUAUUCUUCUCUACCAAAGCAAUUUGAAGAGAUGGAAGAAGAAUGUAUUGAUGUUGAAUCCCAAAAGGAAAAGAAAUCUGGUGAGUCCAAGGGUGCUUUCAUUCAUAUGGAAUCAACAGGAUUUGCAGCAUUCAUUAUGGAAAGGCAGAAGAUGUGACAUAAUUGAAGUUCAUGUAGUUUCCUGUGUCUAUAAAUUCGUUUGCUUGGUGGUAUGCUGCUUUGUGCAUAUGAAGGAAAAAAAAAAAAAAGAAAAAAACACUCGUGUAUUUGCAUUUGUAUUUGUAUGUUAGUGCAUAAAAUUGCACACUUGUUUACAUGCAUGUGAAA